Hermetia illucens (black soldier fly) is the source of this 1313-nucleotide messenger RNA. RefSeq names its product malate dehydrogenase, mitochondrial (gene Mdh2). Gene Ontology annotation, biological process: carboxylic acid metabolic process; tricarboxylic acid cycle. NCBI's taxonomy places the organism in Eukaryota, Metazoa, Arthropoda, Insecta, Diptera, Stratiomyidae. Gene Ontology annotation, cellular component: mitochondrion; cytoplasm. The transcript is spliced from 3 exons. Gene Ontology annotation, molecular function: L-malate dehydrogenase (NAD+) activity. The record is from RefSeq and is a predicted model, not a curated record. The coding region runs from base 146 to 1156 and encodes 336 amino acids.
AGUGUUGGGAACCAGUGGAUUCUCAUAUCUUUGGGUGAUUGGGUGUCAUUGGUUCGUUGGCGGAGGACUUUUGUUGGACGUUUCGUGAUUCUGCAUUUAGUUGAAAUUCAUUUUAGAUCCACUUGAAUAAAGUUGAUCUAGCGCAAUGUUCAGCCAAAUCUCGCGACAAGUAGCCGUUCAGGUUGCACGUAACUUCUCGACAUCAUCUACGAACAAUUUCAAAGUUGCAGUAUGUGGAGCAUCUGGUGGUAUCGGGCAGCCCCUGUCCUUACUCUUGAAGGUGAAUCCUCUUGUUACUGACUUGGCCCUUUACGAUAUCGUCCACACUCCCGGUGUUGCAGCCGAUCUUUCCCACAUCGACACAGCCAGCGGUGUAAAGGGAUACGUUGGAGCAGAGCAAGUUGCUGCUUGUUUGAAAGGCGCCGAUUUAGUUGUUAUCCCAGCGGGCGUGCCACGUAAACCUGGAAUGACCCGAGAUGACUUAUUCAACACCAAUGCUGGCAUCGUUCGCGAUUUGGCUUCUGCCAUUGCGGACAAUUGUCCAAAGGCUUUAAUUGCGAUUAUUACAAAUCCUGUAAACUCGUGUGUACCAAUUGCCGCAGAAGUCCUAAAAUCCAAAGGAAAGUACGAUCCCCGUCGUCUUUUCGGUGUUUCAACUUUGGAUAUUGUCCGUGCUCGUAAAUUCAUUUCUGAUUCAUGUAAAGUUGAUGUGAAUACCGUUGAUAUUCCGGUUAUCGGUGGACAUUCUGGUGUUACAAUUAUUCCGGUGAUAUCACAAUGCAAACCAAAAGUGUCGUUUUCGCAGCCCGAUCUCGAGAAAAUCACAGUGCGUAUCCAAGAAGCUGGCACAGAAGUUGUGAAGGCUAAGGCUGGAGCCGGAUCCGCAACACUGUCCAUGGGAUAUGCAGGUGCACGUUUUGCUAUUUCAGCAUUGAAAGCUUUGAAUGGCGAGAAGAAUGUCGUCGAAUGUGCAUAUGUUGAAUCGAAAGUGACAGAGGCUGCUUAUUUUUCGACUCCAUUGCUUUUAGGCAAGAACGGCAUUGAGGAGAACCUUGGUUUACCAAAAUUGAACGACUUCGAGAAGAAAUUGUUGGAUACUGCCUUGCCCGAACUGAAGAAAAAUAUCAACAAAGGUAUUGAAUUUGCCAAAAAGUAAAAAACUAAAUGCAGAGGAACAAUACUCAUUUGAGGAGAUCAAAUUCCGAAAUUUCUUUUACAAGGUUUUCUUGGUUCAGACUCUGUGCGAUAAGUAUUGUGUGGAUAAAUUGUUAUUACAAUCAAAAUGCUUAUUUCAAUAAAUUAUUUUAAGUUGA